Messenger RNA from Toxotes jaculatrix (banded archerfish), 3946 nucleotides. It is a transcript of the gene steap3, whose product is annotated as STEAP family member 3, metalloreductase. Lineage: Eukaryota; Metazoa; Chordata; Actinopteri; Toxotidae. The transcript has 6 exons. The record is from RefSeq and is a predicted model, not a curated record. Gene Ontology annotation, biological process: copper ion import. The coding region runs from base 639 to 2114 and encodes 491 amino acids. Gene Ontology annotation, cellular component: endosome; plasma membrane. Gene Ontology annotation, molecular function: cupric reductase (NADH) activity; ferric-chelate reductase (NADPH) activity.
GCGCAGGACAACAACUGGUUUGACAGAAGGUUUGAACGUUAAGUUUUUAUCAGUAAGAUUUAGCUGAACAUAUCAACAUGUAUUUACAUUGUUCUUGGACUUAACACCGCGAGAAGACGAGAGAAGACGGUAAAGUAUGAACGUGUUUGCUGUAAAGUCUUCAGGUUUGAUUUGCUUUGGAUAUACUUUUGAUAUGUGAAACACAUGGAAGUGCUGGAUCCCGCUCAGCUUCGUGUCACUCACCUUCACCUCGGUCUCGUUAUGAUGGAGAACUGGAAAAAUGGACCAACAAGCUUUGACAUCAGCUCUCUCUUCAUAAAGUUUUAUAUCAGCGUUGCCAUAAUUGUUCAUUAUUGUCAGGAUGCAGAGGUUUGUAUGUUUUUUUAAACCAAUCUGUAAGGCUAUAAUAACUCAGAAUAACUUAUAAUAACUAUAUCAAACUCAGUGCCCCUAAUCAUCAUUGUCAUCAUCACCACUGUUAUGUCUGUUGUCCUUUCAUAACAAUAAUAACACUAUAAGUAAUAUUCUAUAUAUAUACAUAUAAAUGUCAAAACACUUAUCGUUUCUAAUGUCCACAGGUGAUACUGUCAUUUGUUUAGUUAAGCUGUGGUAGUCCUCCUGAUCCGAAGCAGACCAGCAUGCAGAGUGACAUGAAGAAGCCCUUGUUAGCCAGUUCUGCAUCUGCUGCCUCAGAGCCACUGUCCCGGGGCCCUGGAGGUCCAGUGAUCGGCAUCAUUGGCUCUGGAGACUUCUCCCGGUCCCUUGCGAUCCGGCUGUUGGCCAGCGGUUUCAGGGCGGUGGUGGGCAGCCGCGACCCGACCCGUAUUUCCAGGGAUCUGUUUCCUGAUGGGGUGGAGCUGCGAUCACAGAGGGAGGCAGUGGAGCGCGCGGAGAGGGUGGUGUUCGCUGCGGUAUACCCCGAGCAUUAUCACACCCUGGUGGGGCUGAGGGAGCGGCUGGCCGGGAAGGUGCUGGUAGAUGUUAGCAGUGCCUCCAGGCUGAACAGUGGAGAGCAGUCAAAUGCAGAGAGUCUGGCUGAGCUAUUCCCAGAGAGCAGGGUGGUGAAGGGCUUCAAUGUUAUCUCUGCAUGGGAGAUGCAGACUGGAUUCCAUGAUGGAGGCAGGCAGGUCCUGAUCUGCGGUGACUGCUCCGACUCUAAAGCCGCUGUGCUCCACCUGGCUCGUUGCAUGGGCUUCGGCCCUAUGGAUCUCGGGGGUCUGCGUAGAUCCAGAGACAUUGAAGAAGUCCCACUCAGUCUCUUCCCUUCCUGGGGAGGCCCCAUCUUGGUCACCUUCGUUCUCUUCCUCUUCUUCUAUGGCUACAACUUCCUGAGGCACAUACUGCUGCCCUACCUCGAUCAAGGAGAGAACAAUUUCCACCAGCUCCCAUUGGUGACGUUCAAUGAGACACUGCCGGUGGUUGCCCUGGUUACACUGGCUUUAGUCUAUCUACCAGGGCUGGUGGCAGCUGUCCUUCAGCUGGGGAGGGGGACCAAAUAUAAGAGAUUUCCACACUGGUUAGACCUCUGGCUGUGCAGGCGGAAGCAGCUCGGCCUGCUGAGCUUCCUUUGCGCUUUGCUCCAUGCUGUGUACAGUAUGUGUCUGACGCUGCGGAAGGCUGCAGGGUACACACUGCUCAAUGCAGCGUACCACCAGGUGAAAGCUGGUGUUGAAAACUCGUGGGUGGAACAGCAGGUGUGGAGGUCUGAUCUUUAUCUGUCCUGUGGAAUUCUGGGAUUUGGAGUCCUCUCUCUGCUGGCUGUUACCUCUCUGCCCUCUGUGGGAAAUGCCCUCAGCUGGAGGGAGUUUACGUUUGUUCAGUCAGGACUUGGUUAUGCUGCCUUAACUUUAUCCAUCAUGCACACUCUCUUCUUUGGCUGGGACUUUGCUUUCUUCCCUGUGGCCUACCCUUAUUACCUGCCACCAGCGUACCUGCUGGCCCUCAUUCUGCCCUGCAUGGUCCUGAUCGGACGGAUGUUCUUGGCUUUGCCGUGCCUGACGCUAAGACUGGCAAAGAUCCGCAAGGGCUGGGAGAGUGCAAGACACCGGACCCCAAAAAACCAGGAGCUGGGUUCAAAUGAAGAGGAUCCUCCUCCAAACUUCAGAGAUGUUUAAUAUUCGAGGUUGUAAGGGAAAGAAAUCUGGACAGCCCAGAUGUGUCUUUUAUCUUUGUGAGAGUCUAAAUUCUUUCUCUUCUUCUGGACUUUGAGAGGCUGUAUCUGGACAUUUCUUCAUGACUGCUACUUUUCAGCGCUACACUAACAAGAAGAAAGGAGGCACACUCAGUGAGAGAGAGAGUGAUCUAACAUGUCCAUGAUCCUGGUGUAGCCUUCAUUCUGGAGUUAUGACUUUUAAAAGCAAGAUUUUGUAAAGUUUAUUCUUAGAAAAUCAUUUUGCAGUUAAUAGCAGGCAAGAAAGUCUAGAAAUUUACACAGAGAGCAUCACUGUCACUCCUCUCAUCAUGACAUCAUGUCCUGCUGGACGCUGAACUGAGACAGCAGAGUGACAGGAUUUGGACAGGAUGUUUGUUACGAAAGUGACUCAGUUGCUACUGGACAUGUCUGUCUGGACAUUUGACUUCACAUGUCACGUAACAUACAUACGCUGAUUAUUUUCUGAAUUGUUUCAGAAAACAUCUUCAGACGUCUUGUUUACUUUGACCAACAGUCAACCAGAGAACAUUUCUCAUUUUGGUUUUAUACUUAAAAAUCUAUUAAUGAUUAAUUCAUUAUCAGAAUUGUUAGAGAUUAAAUUUUGAUUGACUAAUCAGUUAAUCAAUUAUCCAUUUCAGCUCCAAAGUUCACACACAAAAAACAGAAGGUAACAUUUUUUUUUCCCUGAUCAGUGGUAGUAAUUACAGAGAUAACUGAUUCUGAGGCAGUUGUUGUAGUUACGAAUUGUUUUGAGUUGGUUAUUAAUUUCCAGAAGAAUUUCCCUGAGAGGAGUCCUCCAUGUGAGCCCAAGUAAAUAUUUAUUCAGCAUUCCGUUAUUAUAGAAAAUGUUGAUCUCCAUAUGUGUUGAAUUAAAUGAGUGUUUGUUGACAUAGCUGACCUGCUGUGUAGCAGUUAAAAUGUGGUAUAUGAUCAGUCUUUAAUUUAGCUAUAAUUAGUGCCAUAAUGUGGCACCCAUGUGGCCCAGGGAUUAAGGUACUGAGCCUGAACCACAAUCCUGGUUUGAGUCUGUCCAGGCACCUUCAGUUCUCUUUCUGUCCCCUCAUUUCCUGGAUUGUCACUAUAAAGGAGUAAAAUGCCCCACUGCUCAACUUCCUGCAGAAAUUGUAUGUAUUGUAUUUAAAAAGGUCUGACAACACAGUUGUAAAAAGUAUGGAUUUAAAGGUGCAGGCUGAGUGCACACAGGAAUCACUUCUGACAUACUGCUCAUUCUUUGGCAUUGAAGUUUUGGUUUAUGAAAAGUUAAGAGGAUCAACUUUAAUACACAUCUCAUCCUGAAUCUCAUUUUAAAUCGUUUCAUGUGUAGUUUUCUGUUCAGAAACUCAUUUCUGCAGUAAGGAACUGAUCAUUGUGGAUCUGAUCUGAUCUGUUCUGAUCAGGGUCGUUUUUCUUUGUAUGUAUCCCCCUCUAGCAUGGCUGAAACUUCCUCAAAUGCUUUAAACAUUUUAAAACAUCAUCAUAUAAACAGAAUGCUAAUUGUGUGAUAUAAGAGAUAAAUGACUAUUGACUGAAUUUGUGAAAAUGGACUACUAAUAGUGCAGCCCUGCAAUAAAUCCUGUCUUUGUGAUGUUCACCAGUUUCUUGUUGUGCCUUGAAUACAGUCAUUCAGCUCUGCUCAUUUUGGAGGCCUGUGAUGCUGCUGCUCUAAACCACUGAUGAAAAGCUGUGACUUGGCCUAUGUACGCUUCUGAUGCUCAACUAUGUACAAUGGAGACUCAGUGUACUCGGACGGUUACACUUUGUUUUUGUUCUUCAGGCUCUGAGCUUCAGCACAUU